This is a messenger RNA of Hypanus sabinus (Atlantic stingray), 6597 nucleotides long. RefSeq lists its product as uncharacterized. Bases 1296 to 2462 code for a protein of 388 amino acids. Lineage: Eukaryota; Metazoa; Chordata; Chondrichthyes; Myliobatiformes; Dasyatidae. The transcript has 6 exons. The record is from RefSeq and is a predicted model, not a curated record.
CGCCCGGCCUCUGGGGCACAGAUGGAGUUCAGGAAGAGGAAGAAUAAUGCUGAACGAUAAAAUGUGAUGGUCCCAGGCCACAGAUUCCUAACACACUCAUUCUUACCUGCCUGAAGACAACGUGUAGGGGGUCAGUGACAGAUGCGUGCAUUGGUGACCUUAGCCAGGCCAGCCAUAGCGAGGAAGUAUGUGAUAUGUUCAAAUUCCUGGAGAAUAUUACCAUGCGUUACAGAGCUUACAUCAUUCCCCAGGCAAAAGACAGUUUGCCCACCUGCAUUCCAUCCUCCCAAAUCUGCCCUGACUUCACAUUGACUUUGGCUGAAUGAUGUGAUGAUAAUAAAAGUGCAAAAUUGCAGAGCAGUUUAACAGAAGUUCACAGCACAAGACUAUCCAGGGCAUUGAUGUAAACAUGGAAAUUAUGUAGCAUCGAGGGCAAUGUUCAGGCACGUCAGCGGACCACAGGAGCAGAGCUUAUGCUGCAACACAUACUUUUGGAGUUCAGAGCUUUUAACAACAGCUGCAUAAACAGAAAGGCAAAAAAAAAAUUAUUCACCAGGACUGCAGGGAAUUUGUGCCAAAUCAACUCUAUACUGGCAGAUAAGGGAACUGCAGCACCUUGAGGAAGCAUACAUGGUCACAGAGGAAAAUGCACAGAUUUCAUGCAGACAUGAUGAAGUCGCUAUUGCUGUAAGGUCACGAAUCUGCCAACUGCAUCAGGCAAUGGUAAAAACCAGGUCGCAAACACAGGUGUUGAGUACCCUUCCAUCUUCUCCAAUGCUCUUGCAAAUAUCUUCUCAUCAGUUCUAUUCUUCCCAUUUAUCUCCAACAUUUUAACAGGAAAACCUGCCAUCCAGCACAUUAGAAUGUAAGAAAAAGACACAGAAUAUUGCAUGACCUAACUAAACAAAACAUUUUCUGAUACAACUAUUGUGUGUGUCACUACCACCACUACCACAUAUACAUGUCCCACCUGCAAUAGAGCUUGUGGGUCCAGGAUAGGACUGUAUAGUCAUCAAAGAUCUCACUGUUAAAGGAAUGGAUGCCGUCAUCUGAUUUCGAUGGACAACCAAAGAGGGAGAAGAGAGAGAUUGUGAUAUCUUCAAAACCAUCCUCUUCCUGGGUUUCCAGAGUGGCAUAUCCUGUCCCAAAAUCUAAGCUGCUGUUGGCUAAAAUCCUAUGGUCCUUGGUGCCUGAGGCUUGUGGAUAAAAGAUCUUUAAUUCUAACUGAGAUGACAAACAUAGUGGCAUUGUUAUCUGCAAGCAAUGUGCAAAGCAUUCAAGAUCUCACUUAAAGGAUGCUUAUUGGUGCAAGGUAUUCUAGUCGUGGAAGAGGACAUCAGUGGCUGAAAAGGUGUAGAGGAGUUUCACCAGGAUGUUUCCUGGAUUGGAACAUAGCCAAAUGCACAGAGGAUGUCACUGUGAUGAAAAUCUUCACCGCACGUGAUUAUAAAAAGCCAUGGAUGACAACAGAGGUGCGUUCACUACUGAAGGCCCGUGACACAGCCUACAGAUCAGGGGACAGGUAUGUGCUUCGCUCAGCCAGGUCUGCACUUUCACUAGGGAUCAGAAAAGUGAAAAAGGCCUACGCGGGCAAAAUACAUGGACACUUCUGUGACACAGGUGGCACCAGACGGAUGUGGCAGGGAAUUAAAGCUCUGACAGACUACAAGAUCUGGCAAAAAACUAUUGACAGCAAUGCCUCUCUUCCUAACAGGCUUAACAAAUUCUUUGCACGUUUCGAAGCAUCAAACACUACAGCAAGGGGGAGAGCCAGUCCCUUCUUACCAUCUGAUCAGCCUGCUCCAAUCAUUGGUUUAGAGCAAACACGGAGGACCCUUGCCAGGGUUAACCCACGAAAAGCGGGAGGUCCCGACAACAUCCCUGGAUGUGUGCUCAAGGAACAUGCUGAUGUAUUAGCAGAUGUCCUGACAGACAUUUUCAACAUCUCCCUUAGUCAAGCCAUUGUCCCCAGAUGCUUCAAAACCUCCACAAUCAUCCCUGUAGCAAAGAAAUCAGUUGUAGCCUGUCUGAAUGAUUACCAUCCCGUCACCCUAACCCCCAUAGUAAUGAAAUGUUUUGAAUGGCUUGUCAAGCCUCAUAUCACAGCCAGCCUCCCCUCAUUGCUGGAUCCUCUACAGUUUGCUUAUUGUCCAAAUCACUCUACGGAGGACGCAAUAUCCACCACACUGCACACAGUUCUCUCACACUUGGACAACAAAGACACUUAUGCCAGAAUCCUGUACAUUGAUUUCAGUUCAGCGUUCAAUACCAUCAUCCCACAGAGACUAGUGGAGAAACUGUCGCUGCUUGGCCUUAACACUGCCAUGUGUCGCUGGAUUCUGGAUUUCUUGACAGAGAGAUCACAGUCAGUCCGUGUUGGCAGGAACAUCUCUGACUCCAUCACACUGAGCACUGGAUCCCACAAGGCUGUGUGCUCAGCCCAUUGCUGUUUACACUGCUAACACAUGACUGUGCAGCCAGAUUCAAGGGGAACCUGAUCAUUAAAUUUGCUGAUGAUACCACAGUGGUGGGGCUCAAUAGCAAAAAUGAUGAAACAAUGUACAGGGAGGAGGUCAAACACCUAGAGAGCUGGUGCAGUGACAACAACUUGAUGCCUAAUGUCACCAAAACCAAGGAGAUGAUCAUUGACUUCAGACGGUCUCAGCCUGAGCACACACCCCUCAGCAUCAGUGGCUCCACAGUGGUCAGAGUGGAAAACAUCAGGUUCCUUGGGGUGCAGAUCUUGGACAAUCUCACCUGGCCCAGGAACACCACUGGGAUUGUGAAACGGGCCCAGCAGAGAUUGCACUUUUUGAGGAAGCUUAAACAAGCAUCACUCCCCACUAACAUCCUAACUACAUUCUACAGAGGAGUGGUUGAGAGUGUGCUGACCUUUUGCAUCACAACCUGGUACUCCAGCUGCAGUGCUGCCAACAAAAAAGCCUUGCAGAGGGUGGUUAGGGGAGCAGAGAAGGUUAUUGGGGUCUCCCUACCUUCUGUCCAAGACCUCUUUCAGAGUUGAUGCCUCCAGAAGACACGGUACAUCAUUAAAGACUCCUCACAACCUCUCCAUGAACUGUUUGUUCUUCUGCCAUCAGGUAAAUGUUACGGGAGCAUCAAAACUAAAACCACAAGGCUAAUAAACAGCUUCCUCCCACAGGCAGUCAGACUGCUAAAUAGCUGCUCUACCUGACUCUGCUUUGGACACUUUUAGUUUGCACUGGACACUUAUAACUUGUUUUAACUGAUAUGUAGCUGUUGUGUUUUACUUUUUAUUGUUAUGUUUAUUAUUAGUGUUGCAUUUGUUAUGUUAUGAUUGCACUGCUCCUGGGAAACGCUGUCUCAUUCUGCCAUGCAGAGCUGAUGUACGGUUAGAAUGACAAUAGGGUUUUUGAAUCUUGAAUCUUGAAUCUUCACCCCAUCUAGUUCAUGCCAAUACCAUUUAAACUGCCUACUCCCAAUGACAUGCACAAGCACCAUAGCCCUCCGUAUCCCUACUAUCCAUGUACCUAUCCAAACUUUCCUUAAAUGUUUAAAUCAAACUCGCUUGCACCACUUGCAGCUCAUUCCACACUCUCAUAACCCUCUGAGUGAAGAAGUUUCCCUCGUGUUCCCCUUAAACUUCUCACCUUUCACCCUUAACCUAUGACCUCUGGUUGUAGUUCCACCCAACCGCAGUGGAACAGGCCAGCUUAUAUUUAUCCUGUCUAUAGCCUUCAUAAUUUUGUAUAUCUCUGUCAAAUGUCCUCUCAGUCUUCUGUGUUCUAAAGAAUACAAUGUUAACCUAUUCAAUUUUUCCUUCUAAUUCAGGUCUUCCAGACCUGGCAACAUCCUUGUAAAUUUUCUCUGCAUUCUUUCAAACUUGUUCACAUCUUUCCUGCAGGUAGGUGACCAAAACUGCUCACAAUACUCCAAAUUAGGCCUCACCAACAUCUCAGAUUCAGAUUCAGUUUAUUGUCAUUUAGAAACCACAAAUGCAAUGCAGUUAAAAAAUGAGACAACGUUCCUCCAGAAUGAUAUCACAAAAGCAUAUGACAAAACAGACUACACCAGAAAAUCCACAUAACGUUUGGCAAUCCCCAAUCCAGAUUCCGGAGAGGCUGCUGCGUAUUAAAAUCAUGCUACUGUCUUAGCGUGUGCCCUGGAAAGGAGCUCCAAUCCCACUAGACAGAACAAGACCAAAAACUAAAGCUACAAAGACCUGCACAAAACCAUAUAGUUACAACAUAUAGUUACAACAGUGCAAACAAUAGCAUAAUUGAUAAAAAAAAACCAUGAGCACAGUAAAAAUAGUCCAAAGAUGUUAAAGGACUGUAAGUUCAAAAGAACUCACCACACAGUUUCCACAAGUCCCCAGGGUCCCGACAGACUCGCCAUCCCAUGCCGGCGGCAGAAGGGAAUACCCGCACUAUGGACUUAUAAAACCUCAACAUAACAUCCCAUUUUCUAUACUCAAUACAAAGAUUUAUGAAGGCCAAUUUGCCAAAAAUUUCUUUCCGAACCUAUCUGUGACACCACUUUCAACGAAUUAUGGACCCGUGUUUCCAGACCCUUUUGUUCUACCGCACUCCUUAGUGCUCUACCAUUCACUGUGUAAGACCUACCCUGAUUGGUCCUACUGAAGUACAAGACCUCACACUUGUCUGCACGAAAUUCCACCUGCUAUUUUUCUGCCUAUUUUGUCCUGCCGAUACUGAUCCCUCUACAAGACAUGGUAGCUUUCCUCACUCUCCACUACAUCCCCAAUUUUGGUGUCAUCCGCAAAUUUGCUGAUCUAGUUAACCACAUUACCAUCCAGAUCGUUGAUAUAGAUGACAAACAACAAAGGACCCAGCACCGAUCCCUGCAGCACACCACCAGUCACAGGCCUCCAGUCAGAGAGACAAAUCUCUACGACCACACUCUGGCUUCUCCCACAAAGCCAAUGUCUAAUUCAAUUUACUACCUCACCAUGAAUGCUGAGUGACUGAAUCUUCUUGACCAGCCUCCCAUAUAGAACCUUGUCAAAUGCUUUACUAAAUUCCAUGUAGACAACAUCCAUUGCUGUGCCUUCAUUCACUUUCCUGGUAACUUCCUCAAAAAAAACUCUAUAAGAUUGGUUAGAUCUGACCUACCACACACAUAGCCAUGCUAACUAUACUUAAUCAGUCCCUGUCUAUCCAAAUACUUAUAUAUCCGGUCCCUUAGAAUACCUUCCAAUAACUUUCCCAUGACUAAUAUCUGGCUCACUGGCCUAUGAGUUCCUGGUUUCUGUUUAGAGCCUGUUUUAAACAGCGGAACAACAUUGGCUAUCCUCCAAUCCUCUGGUACCCCUCCUGUCACUAAGGAUGUUUUAAAUAUCUUUGUUAGGGCCCCAGCAAUUUCUUCAUAUGCCUCCCAUAGUGUCUGAGGGAACACCUUGUCAGGCCCUGGGGAUCUAUCUACACUGAUUUGCCUCAGGGUAGCAAACACCUCCUCUUCUGUAAUUUGUACAGGUUCCAUGAGGUUGAUGCUGCUUCCCCUCACUUGUAUUGACUCUGCAUCCAUCUCCUGAGCAAAUACGGAUGCAAGGAAUGCACUUAGGGUUUCCCCCAUCUCUUCCAGCUCCAAACAUGGGUUACCAUUCCAGUCUUCCAGAGGACCAGUUUUGUCCCUAGCAAUCCUUUUGCUUUUAGAGGUGAACCACUGCUUCAACUUUCCUGACUUGCUUAGUUCAUUAAAUCAUCAAAUCUGCUAUCAGAACGAACACACCUGAAACAAAAAUGUAGAGAUGCUGGAAGCACCCAAUAGAUCAAGCAGAAUCAGUGGGGGAGUUCAAAAGAGACAACGUUUCAGGUCAAUUGCACUUAGUCAGAACUAAAGACAAGUGUGCUAAGUUGCAGAGAGAAGGAAGAUGUAGAGAAAAAUAGAAUGCCUGGUAUAAGAUACAGAUCAUAUUUUCAAAGCAACACUCACUUGGAGUUAAGGAGGUUAGCUGAAAUUAUCGAAUUCACUGAGUACUGCAUAAUGCCCAGAUGGUAGAUAGGUGUUGUCCCUCAAGUUUAUAUAAAGCAUUAUUAGAACAGUAAGGAGGCUGAAAGCAGAAAGGCCAGAGUAUGAGUGAGGAAUGGAAUAAAGAUGUCAGGGUGAUUGGCAGUUAGGAGUGAUUUUCAUGGACUGAAUAUAGGUGCCCUUGAAAACGGUCACCCAAUCUCCAUUGGGUUUCUUCGGUGUAGGGAUGACAAAAUAGCAGGCAUUGAAAGUAAGCUGCCUCGGCCCUGGCUUUAGAUGAAGGCUCUCCUAUCCCAUGCUUGUGGAAUAGUAUCUGUCUUUUACAGCCACAGCAACUCAUCGAGUGUCAGCAGCAUAUCUGGUCUGCUGACAGCUGGAGAACUGUCUUGGUUUUGAAGGACUUUGGAUGUGUGUGUGGAUAAGAGGGAGGUUGUUGUUGUUGUUUUGUUGCUUGGUGUGUUAUGUGUUGUUCUACCAAGUAUUGUGGGCAUGCUACGUUGGCACCAGAUUUGCCCCCAACGCACACUCGGUGUGUAUUGGUUGUUAAUGCUUAUGAUGCUUUUCACUGUAUGUUUCAAUGUACACGUGAUAAAUAAACUUGAACCUUGAAUCACAAUUUCACCUAUU